UGUAUCUCGCUUUAAACUAAAAAUUUAAUAACAAACUUCAACAACAACAAUAAUUACCUACCACUUCCUUCUUCUUCCUCUCCAAAAGAAACCUUCAUUAUCUCUAUCUUUCUACAUGUAUAUGUGUAUUUGUGUAUAUGUGUAUAUAUGUACAUUACGGAGUGAACUGUUGUUUUGCUGCGUUGUUAAUCAUUUAGUUUCCGUUAGAAAAUGAAUGAUGAUGAUAUGAUCAAGAACCCAAUCUAGUCAUUCUAUUUUUGUGUAAAUCCUUCUAUGUUGUAUUUGAAGCAGCCUAGCGUCUUUGUUGGGGUUGAUUUAAGGUGUCGGCAGUUGUGAAUUCGUGGUUUCUCGGUUCUGGUUGUAUAUGACUAUUAUUUGAUUAGAUUUGAUUUCAUAUCAUAUCAUUUUUCCUUCCUUCUUCUUUCUUUCUUUCUUUCUUUCUUUCUUUUUUUUUUCUCUUCAAUUCAAUUCAAUACAAUUAAAUUGUGUGAUUUGCAUGCCCUUCUCCUAGAUUCCCUGAGCCUGGGCCUGUGGUGCAAGGCUCGGGGAUCUGUAAAAUGGCUUCCUCAGAGACCGAUCCCUUCUCCUCUUCUAAUCCAACCGCAUCCUCUGAGAAUAACUCAUUCUCAACAUUUCCUCUCCCAUCAUCAGAACAUGAUGCAUACUCCAACUCUGCCGCAUCUUCUGAUGACCUCCGUUCUGCCUCUCCUUUUUGUAUGCACAAGUUCAGGCUUUACGAGACUCGAUCGAAAUUUUACAUGGUAGGAAGGAACAAGAAUAGAACAUAUUGGAGGGUGCUCAAAAUUGAUCGGAUGGAUUUGUCCGAGCUAAACAUACGUGAAGAUUCUGCUGUAUAUACAGAAACUGAAUGUUCUGAUCUGCUGAGACGGAUACACGAGGGUAAUAAAUCUACUGGUGGACUGAAGUUCGUGUCCACUUGCUAUGGUAUUGUUGGAUUCAUUAAAUUUCUAGGACCCUAUUACAUGCUGCUUAUUACAAAGAGAUGUCAAAUUGGUACAAUAUGUGGUCAUCCUAUAUAUGGUGUUUCCAGAAGUGAGAUGAUUCCACUUUCAAAUGCUGCUGUUUUGUCCAGAAUAGCCAUUUCAAAGACUGAGAACAGAUACAAGAAGCUCCUAUGCUCGGUGGAUCUCACGAAGGACUUCUUCUUUAGCUACUCAUACCAAGUUAUGCGUAGUCUACAAAAGAAUAUCUGUGAUAAUGAAACAGGUCACGCUCUUUAUGAAACCAUGUUUGUGUGGAAUGAAUUUUUGACUCGUGGAAUCCGAAACCACUUGCAUAAUACCAUUUGGACAGUUGCUUUGGUCUAUGGCUUUUUCAAGCAGGGUACAGUAUCUCUAGAUGGGAGAGAUUUCAAGUUGACCUUAAUUGCUAGACGUUCUCGUCAUUAUGCUGGCACAAGGUAUUUGAAACGAGGUGUUAAUGAAAAAGGUAGAGUGGCAAAUGACGUGGAGACUGAACAGAUCGUUUUUGAGGAUGUCCCUGAAGGGAUUCCUAUGCAAUUAAGUUCUAUUGUCCAGAAUCGUGGCUCAAUCCCUCUUUUCUGGUCACAGGAAACUUCUCGCCUGAACUUAAGGCCUGAUAUUAUAUUGUCAAAGAAGGAUCAAAAUUAUGAAGCAACAAGACUUCAUUUUGAAAAUCUUGCUAAAAGAUAUGGAAACCCCAUAAUUAUAUUGAACUUGAUAAAGACACGUGAGAAGAAGCCACGAGAAUCUAUUCUUCGUGCUGAGUUUGCUAAUGCUAUUGACUUCAUUAAUAAUGAUUUAUCUGAGGAGAACCGUCUUAGGUUUCUUCAUUGGGAUCUACACAAGCAUGCUCGGAGUAAAGCUACAAAUGUUUUACUGCUUCUGGGGAAAGUGGCUUCUUAUGCGUUGAAACUUACGGGAUUCUUUUAUUGUCAAGUUACUCCAGCUUUAAGAUCUGAAAGGAGUGAAGGAAAUUGUAGCAUAUCUUCUCAGUUACAUUCAGAUAAUGAUGUUGAAGAUGCUGCUAGCAUGGAAAAGCAAAUAAGUGCUGACAACCUUACUUCUAAUGGGAAUUACGUUAUUAAGCAGUCGUUAUUCCAAAGUGGGGUGCUCAGGACCAAUUGCAUAGACUGCCUCGACCGUACAAAUGUUGCACAAUAUGCAUAUGGGCUUGCUGCUCUUGGACACCAGCUUCAUGCCAUGGAAAUUUUAGAUUCCCCCAAAAUCGAUCUUGAUGCCCCUUUAGCUGAUGAGUUGAUGGCAUUUUAUGAGAGAAUGGGUGACACACUCGCACACCAGUAUGGUGGCUCAGCAGCCCACAAUAAGAUAUUCUCCGAGAGAAGGGGACAGUGGAAAGCAGCAACACAGUCUCAGGAAUUCUUCAGAACUCUUCAAAGAUAUUAUAGCAAUGCCUACAUGGAUUCAGAGAAACAAGAUGCUAUUAAUUUAUUUCUGGGACAUUUUCAACCACAAAAGAACAAGCCUGCACUCUGGGAAAUAGAUUCAGAUCAGCAUUGUAAUGUAGGGAGGAAUGGGCGAAUCCAUGCGCAAGUUGAUGGAAGGUCAGCAUUCAAAAGAUCCUUGUCAGAUGGAAAUAUUCUUCAUGAAAAUUGCUCACCAGCGUUAUCUACAAACAGAAGGCUAGAAAAACAUUCAAACUCAGUAUUGUCCAAACAAUCACAAGGAGGCAGUGAGGUUCUGUCAGAAUCGUCUCCAGAAAUAUCCACUUCCCGAAGUGAUAUAGCAUUCUCAAGGUAUAUUCCCUCAAUGCCUCCAAGGCGGUUUUUUGGGUCCAUUCAAAGGGAAACAUGCCUUGAAGGUGACCAUAUUUUCUUUUCAGAAGAAGACCCUAUGAGUUGCUCAAACUUUGUUGACCUGGACUGGCUUUCGUCCUCUGGGAAUCCAUGUGAGGAGGAGCCGUUUGAGAGGUCCUUGGGCUUCAACUCUUCAAUUGCUAGGGAUUCAUCUGAAAAUGUUGUCACUGGAGAAUCAACUCCUUCCCUGAGUGAAUAUGGUUCAAGCAUGAUGAUCAAAAGAAGACAAAAGAUUGGCUUCCUCUUGGUAUCGUGUUUUUGUUGGAGGCAAUCUUGUUUCAUGGAAAAGUAAAAAGCAAAACAUAGUUUCACGAUCAAGUGCUGAGUUAGAAUACAGAGCAAUGGCACAAGCAGUGUAUGAAAUAAUGUGGUUACAUGAACUCUUGAUUGAGUUGGGUUUUAAUACUACGACUCCAACUAAGUUGUGGUGUAACAAUCAAGCUAUUCUCCAUAUUGCAUCUGACCCAGUAUUUCAUAAGCGUACUAAACACAUUGAAAUUGAUUGUCAUUUUAUUCGAGAAAAAGUAUAGCAAGGUUUGAGGGGGAGUGUUAUAAUAUAUAUAGGAGCUUAUUAGUCUUUUGUCUUUUAUUGUAAUUUACUAGUCUUUAGCUAGGGUUUCCAUAUAUGUUUAUAUAUAUUGAACUCUAUUGUAUAGAAUGAAUCAAAAAGAGAGUUAUUUCAUAUUUUCUCUAACUUCAACAA
Molecule: messenger RNA, 3500 nt
Organism: Cucumis melo (muskmelon)
Lineage: Eukaryota; Viridiplantae; Streptophyta; Magnoliopsida; Cucurbitales; Cucurbitaceae
Product: phosphoinositide phosphatase SAC4
Exons: 16
Coding region: 558-3089 (843 amino acids)
Biological process (GO): phosphatidylinositol dephosphorylation
Cellular component (GO): intracellular membrane-bounded organelle
Molecular function (GO): phosphatidylinositol-3,5-bisphosphate 5-phosphatase activity
Source: RefSeq, a predicted model, not a curated record